Messenger RNA from Raphanus sativus (radish), 2433 nucleotides. RefSeq lists its product as uncharacterized. NCBI's taxonomy places the organism in Eukaryota, Viridiplantae, Streptophyta, Magnoliopsida, Brassicales, Brassicaceae. The coding region runs from base 1318 to 2304 and encodes 328 amino acids. Gene Ontology annotation, cellular component: Golgi apparatus; endoplasmic reticulum. The record is from RefSeq and is a predicted model, not a curated record. The transcript has 6 exons.
UUGUUUUAUAUUUGUUUGAAGUGUCAAAUUUGAUUUCUUCCUUUUGCAAGUUGGUGUUGCAGCUGAGAAAGUUUCCGCAAUUUGCAGGCAUAAAUUGUGGACUUGUCUCGAAAAACACGUUUUCAGUUUAUUAUCACGCAAUAAUUCUUCUAGAGGAUCAGAGCUGAUUAUGUGUGUUACUACUUGUGCCAUGAGGAAUACUGUAUUAUUUUUACCAUAUACUAUUUCUUUCGGUGUUUAUUAUUGUCUUAAAGUGUCAAGUGGUGUAGCAGCAGGGGAAACGUCAUGGUCGAAUCAAGAAAAAGGUGAUAAAAUCUGUUUUGAUUAAAAAAAAGGAAAAGAAACUUUUGCAACAGAAGAAACAAGAAAAGUACAAACGAAUUAAUCUAUCAUCAUCAAUACACCGCACCAAGAUGCCGUACCAACUUGUACUCUUCUACUAAGCUACUAAGUACUCUUGCAUUCUAUUUCAGUCUUGCCAUGCUUCACUUGCCUUCUUUCUCCAUACCAGCAAAACGGCACACUGUUUUAUUUCGUCUUUUCCACGUCUUUCCCAACUCUCCUUAUCCAACACGGCGAUACUUCUACCAGAGCUUUAACGACACGAUAUUUGUUGUCUUGCUCUAUAUGGCCAGCCAAGUAUUACACAUGCGAUGGCGAUGAUAUAUUUUAUAGAUACACGUGUACAUCAUGGUGAGGUUUUGAGACAUAGUAGUAAACUGUUAUGACUAAGCUCUCGGUGACUAAGUUGGUUGGUUUAUGAAGUUGUGAAUUACUAGUAUUUUACUAUUUUUAAGGUAGAUCUGUAAAAUUGGAGAAAAUUGGCAUAGAUUCAUUGUGGAAACUAGAAAGAGUAUGUAAAACAAAAUUAAGUGAGAAAGAUAGAUAUAAACAAGAGAUUCAAUAAACUAAAGGGCUUCUAACUUCAAUCGAUUGGAAGUUUAAUGGGCUGAAUGGCCUCAGUUUGAACAAAACAUUUGUAAUCAAUAGAUGAAAAAUUAACUACAGUUCAUGAGCUUAAUGGCUAGUCCUCGUUUUGUUUUGCGAAUUAGCCCAACAAUUGUCAGAUAGAUAUGAUAGGGCCGUCCUCUGGCCCAUAUAUCUCUCACUUUUCCGUUUUUUUCUUUUCUGCGGAUAAAAUUCAUUUUUCCGUUAUCAAGGCUUUGGAAGACACCGCACCAAUGUCACAAGAUCUCCUAUCACAUUCUCACGGAUUUGGCAGCGAAUCAAGGAGGUGUUAAUAACGGUGGGAAGAAAGGUGCACAGCAGCAACAUGCUUCUUCCAAGUCUCAGGUGGCGAUAUUUGUUGCAUUAGCGAUGGUAUUGCGUAGGAAGCCUGAUGCAUUGAUUAAUGUGUUGCCUAGUCUUAGAGAGAAUCCGAAGUAUCAAGGUCAGGACAAGCUUCCGGUUGUAGUUUGGAUGAUGGCUCAGGCCUCUCAAGGUGAUUUAUCCGUAGGGUUGCUUUCAUGGGCACACAACUUGUUACCUGUAGUCAGUAACAAAAACUGCAACCCUCAGUCGAGAGAUCUCAUCUUACAGUUGGUUGAGACAAUUUUGUCGAAUCCAAAGGCUAGGACUAUACUUGUAAGUGGAGCUGUAAGGAAGGGAGAGCGAUUGAUUCCACCUCCUUCAUUUGAGAUCUUGGUUCAGCUUACAUUCCCUGCUUCAUCCGCAAGAGUCAAGGCUACAGAGAGGUUUGAGGCAGUAUAUCCGUUACUGAAGGAAGUGGCUCUUGCCGGUGCACCAGGAAGCAAGGCGAUGAAACAAGUCACUCAACAGAUAUUCACUUCCGCUCUGAGAUUAGCUGGAGAAGGUAAUCCCGUUUUAGCCAAGGCAGCUGCAGGAAUCGCUGUAUGGGCUGUGACGGAGAACGUGGAUUGCUGCAAACACUGGGACAAUCUCUAUAAGGAGAAUCUUGAAGCUAGUGUUGCUGUUCUUAAAAGACUUGUAGAGGAAUGGAAGGAGCAUUCACUCAAGCUAUCAUCAUCGCCGAGUAGUACUGUUACUCUCAACCGAACUAUUAAGAGCUUCAGGCUUAAGAACGAGGAAGGCAUCUGUGAAGGAAGAGGCAAUGGUUCUCUUUACAGAGAAGCUGAUAAGUUCUGCAAAGUGAUAUCAGGGAGACUCUCCAGUGGAAGUGGCUGCCUCAAAGGAACAGCGAUUACUCUUGUGGUUCUAGCUGCCGCUGGAGCAGCUGUUCUGUCUUCCAACCGUGAGGGGGCUACAUCCGAGCUGAAGAGCCUGGUAGACUCAUUGGAGCUGCACCAGUACUAUAACGCAAUCAUCACAGCUUUGAAGAAUUAAAAAGAGGAGAGAAACAAAACAAACCUGAGGAUGAUAAGCAGAGAUGGUAACUUAUAACUUUGAUUAUAGAGUCAGUGUAGAGAAUUUAGACUCUUUAAAUUUGAGUAAUAAAAGAUAAUUUUUUUCCCA